CUUGCUAAAAAUUUGCCAAUUGGGAAUCCAAAGGGCAAAUAAAUAAGUUUGUUUUUCAAAAAGAAGAAAAUAUACAAUCCGACACAAAGUGGGUCCAAUUUUUUUAUCAGGAUAGAAUUCUGAAUAAAAAACUCUUUUACUUUUUGGGACAAACCUUAUGAAUACAGUUUGUAUACAUUUUAUGGACUUUACAUUGAAUACAGAAGAGGAAAUAAAAAAUAAAUCACAAACUUAGGCCUUAUAAAAUACUGGCCUUGUGAUACUGAUUUGAUUAUUAAACAAUGUAUGUCUUUUUCGUUAUAUUUAAAUUAUUUUAGCAUGGAAAUGUUGCUGCAUUUAUACAUUUGUAAUAUAGUAGAAUGCUUUUUGUUCUUUGAAAAUGUCCAUAUAUUGCAAAUACUUACAUUUAGAGUAAAAUAUCCUUACAGCAAAGUCCCAGGGAAGCCAAUUUUGCAAUUGUUAUAAAAGUAUGAAGUUAAUGUGUUAAGUUAACAAUGCAUUUGAAGACCAUUGGGCAUAAAAAUCACUAGAUUGCAAGUGUCAACUGAUACCAUGUUUUACACUCUUUAGUUUAAUAAAGGAUAUGGAGAUAAUGAACACAAUUCAAUAUCAAAGUCCAUAAAAUAAUACAAAACAUGAGCAGAGCAAACAAGGGCCUGUUAAACAUCAGAGGUGGGAUCAGGUGCCAUGGAGGAGUAUAUAUUAUAAUGUAUGGGUUCUGCAUUAUCCUUUAAAGAGAAGAUUAUGCUCCAAUGGCAUUUAAAUUUUGUUUCCAUGUAAACAAUUAUAAAACGAGUCACAAAAUUUGAUCAGCAAAAUAAAAACAAAAUCUUGUCUAAUCAAUUAAUUUGAAAAAAAAGAGAAUGGAAGCAUAAUCUUAAAUUUCUUCCUACACUGUUUAUUUGCUUUUGGAUUCGACUGUUUUUUAUCAUUAUUGCGUGACAACUACUAGUUGCUUAUAGAGGAAAUCCCUUUUACAGCACGAUUUUACCAUUUCCUUAUCCCUUUUACAGCACGAGUUUUACCAUAUCCUUAUCCCUUUUACAGCACGAGUUUUACCAUGUCCUGACAGAAGACGAUGUUCCAGAUGAUGCAGAGAACAUGAAGCCGAAAGAUUUGAAAGUGGAAAUCUACAGAUUGUCUGAUGCCUCGGGAAAUCUGACGUUAAAAGUAGAGAAGAGUGGGUUAGUAUCCACGUCUGAUUUGAACAGCAAGGAUGUGUUUAUUGUCUUCACCAAGAAAGCUGUCUUCGUCUGGAUUGGAUUGGAAACUACUGUUGCUGAGAGAAAGAAUGCAAUGACUUAUGCUCAUAAAUAUCUACAGAAAACUGACCAUCCACUUCUGCGUAUCUGAAGGAAAACAUGACAGACAGAUCAAGAUGGCUCUCACCGUCUAGUUAUCCGAGGACAAAAGUUGAGGCUUAUCUUAUCCAUAAAUAUUUGACACCGAGAAAUGACAGUUUUUGAGUUGAAAAAAAAACUUUUAAUAUGUUGUUUUGAUAUAAUAUAUAAUCGUACUUUAAAUUUUGAUUAAAAAUUAUCUCCUUAUAAAAUUCAUUUGUAUUUUACAAAAUUCUGCAGAUAUCUGAACGACUUUUACAUUAUAAGAUUGACAAAAGUAAUCACCUCAAACCUGCAAAAUUUAAAAGUUCAAAGUUGUAAAAUGGCUGAGCAAUCAGAGUUAGAACAUAUUAAGACGGAUCGGAAUUGUUCAAAAAAGGACGUUUUCAAAAUAAGAGGAGCAACGAGCAGUGAUAAAAUUCUGCGUAGACAUCGGAAAAACACAGGGACAAUACAUUCUGUAAACAAUCGGGAAAGCAUAGUAAAAGAAGCCGUUCAUUAGGACUUAAGUGGCAUAUUAUAUUUUUGGACAGAAGAAACAGUUUACAGAAUGACAUGUGUGAAGGAAAACCAUCACUCCGAGAUUGCAGUGCUGUAAAAAAAAAAUGAAUUUUGUUAGGUGACUUUUCCGUAGUUCCGUAAAUAACAUCUUUUUUCGCAGACAGAGGUUGGAUGAUUGCAGGCUAUAAGACAGGCAUUGUUAAGUAUUAUUUUACGUAUGAAAUUUUAAACCUCAACAUUUUGUGCACAUUUUUAGGAUUGGUUAAAGCGACAUUAGAAAUGUAUUGAGUUAAACGGUGACUAUGUUGAUAAAAUUUACAUGUAUUCGUAUUAAGCUUUUGACGUUAGAUAACGUCAAGAAUUUUCGUUUUAGUGCUCUGGGUAUCAUGAGUGUGUGUCUUUUUUGUAUCUGAUAAAAAUAUAACUAUUUGUACUUUGCUCAUGUUGAACACAUAUUAAUAACAUGAAACAUGAAUUUAAUAAAAAUAAUAGUUUCAUAUGUUUUAUCAUGGUUUGUCAGUUAUUAUCAAUGUUGUCCACGAACUUUACGGACAACCCUCGUCUAUGCUUAAUUUAUAUAUUUUUCAUAUAUACAUACAAUUAUCGAUGUUACUUAUGUAAAUUAUAUGGUUUUUGGGGUUUGUGAUUAUAUUUGGAAUUCUUUUUCAUUCCUUUCUUUUUCUCUAGUUUAUAUAGUGCUAUUUUCU
This is a messenger RNA of Saccostrea cuccullata (small rock oyster), 2548 nucleotides long. RefSeq names its product severin-like. NCBI's taxonomy places the organism in Eukaryota, Metazoa, Mollusca, Bivalvia, Ostreida, Ostreidae. The record is from RefSeq and is a predicted model, not a curated record. The coding region runs from base 1102 to 1353 and encodes 83 amino acids. The transcript has 5 exons.